Lepus europaeus (European hare) is the source of this 939-nucleotide messenger RNA. Its product is annotated as olfactory receptor 6B2-like. The transcript has a single exon. Gene Ontology annotation, biological process: G protein-coupled receptor signaling pathway. Bases 1 to 939 code for a protein of 312 amino acids. Gene Ontology annotation, molecular function: G protein-coupled receptor activity; olfactory receptor activity. Lineage: Eukaryota; Metazoa; Chordata; Mammalia; Lagomorpha; Leporidae. The record is from RefSeq and is a predicted model, not a curated record. Gene Ontology annotation, cellular component: membrane.
AUGAGGGGGGAGAAUGUCACCACGGUCACCACGUUCAUCCUGCUGGGCUUCCCCACCGCCCCCCGGCUGCAGUACGCACUCUUCCUCCUCUUCCUGCUCACCUAUCUCUUUGUCCUGGUGGAGAACCUGGCCAUCAUCUUCACCGUCUGGAGCAGCACCCCCCUCCACAGGCCCAUGUACUACUUCCUGGGCUCCCUGUCUUUCCUGGAGGUCUGGUAUGUAUCCGACAUCAUCCCCAAGAUGCUGGACGGCUUCCUGCUCCAGCGGAGACACAUCUCCUUUGUGGGGUGCAUGGCACAGCUCUACUUCUUCAGCUCCCUGGUGUGCACCGAGUGUGUGCUCCUGGCCUCCAUGGCCUACGACCGCUACGUGGCCAUCUGCCACCCCUUGCGCUACCAAGUCAUCAUGACCACGGGGCUGUGCAUCCAGCUGGUGGCCUUCUCCUUUGCCAGCGGCUUCACCAUCUCCGUCGUCAAGGUCUACUUCAUCUCCAGCGCCACGUUCUGCGGCUCCAACGUCCUGAACCACUUCUUCUGUGACAUCUCGCCCAUCCUCAAGCUGGCCUGCACGGACUUCUCCACGGCAGAGCUGGUGGACUUCGUCCUGGCCUUCCUCAUCCUGGUGUUCCCGCUCCUGGCCACCGUCCUCUCCUACGGACACAUCACCUUGGCUGUCCUGCGCAUCCCCUCAGCCACCGGCCGCUGGAGAGCCUUCUCCACCUGCGCCUCCCACCUCACUGUCGUCACCAUCUUCUACAUGGCCAUGAUCUUCAUGUACGUCCGGCCCCAGGCCAUUGAUACGCGGAGCUCCAACAAGCUCAUCUCUGUCUUGUACACGGUGCUCACGCCCAUCCUGAACCCCCUGAUCUACUGCCUGAGGAACAAAGAGUUCAAGGACGCCUUGAGAAAGGCUCUGGAAUUGGGUCAAGGUGCACGGUAG